AUGAGUGGAGCUGUGCUUGUGGCUGUUGCUGCUGCUAUUGGUAAUUUAUUGCAAGGAUGGGACAACGCUACUAUCGCAGCGUCUGUUUUGUACAUAAAGAAGGAAUUCAAAUUAGAAAGUGAUCCCGCUGUGGAAGGGCUGAUAGUGGCCAUGUCACUUAUAGGGGCAACUUUGAUUACAACAUGCGCUGGAGCCAUAGCAGACUGGCUUGGCCGCCGUCCUGUGCUUAUAAUCUCUUCUGUCCUAUACUUCCUUAGUGGUAUUGUAAUGCUGUGGGCUCCCAAUGUUUAUAUCCUUCUCUUGGCAAGGCUUUUAGAUGGAUUUGGAAUUGGUUUGGUAGUUACCUUGGUUCCGCUUUAUAUAUCUGAGACAGCACCACCUGAAAUAAGGGGAUCGUUGAAUACCCUUCCCCAGUUCACUGGCUCAGGGGGAAUGUUUUUGUCAUAUUGCAUGGUUUUUGGGAUGUCAUUAACAAAGUCACCAAGCUGGAGGUUGAUGCUUGGGAUUCUUUCUAUUCCUUCUCUUGUUUAUUUUGCAUUGACUGUAUUUUUCUUGCCUGAGUCUCCACGAUGGCUUGUAAGUAAGGGGCGGAUGCUUGAGGCCAAGCACGUUUUACAGAGGCUGCGUGGCAGAGAAGAUGUCUCUGGUGAGAUGGCUUUACUUGUUGAGGGUCUUGGAGUUGGGGGUGAAACAUCUUUUGAGGAGUACAUAAUUGGCCCAGCCGAUGACAUUGCUGAUGACCAUGAUUUAUCUGCUGAAAAGGAUAAAAUCAAAUUAUAUGGGCCUGAACGAGGUCAAUCCUGGGUUGCCAGACCUGUGACUGAUCAAAGCACUAUUGGACUUGUGUCUCGGCAUGCAAGCAUGGUAAACCAAAGUGGGCUUGUUGAUCCUCUCGUCUCUCUCUUUGGCAGUGUACAUGAGAAGCUCCCUGAUACAGGAAGCAUGCGAAGUAUGCUUUUCCCACACUUUGGCAGCAUGUUCAGCGUGGGAGGGAAUCAGGCUAGACAAGAAGAGUGGGAUGAGGAGAGCCUCGCCAGAGAAGGAGAUGAUUACGCAUCUGAUGCAGUUGGUGGUGAUUCUGAUGACAAUUUGCACAGUCCAUUGAUAUCACGUCAGACAACGAGCCUUGAAAAGGACCUGGGCCCACCUCCCCAUGGGAGCCUUGCUAGCAUGAGAAACAACAGUCUCAUUGGUGGAGAAGGAGCUGGUAGCACCGGGAUUGGUGGUGGUUGGCAACUGGCAUGGAAAUGGUCAGAGAGAGAAGGCCAGGAUGGACAUAAGGAAGGAGGAUUCAAAAGAAUUUAUUUGCACCAGGAGGGUGUCCCUGCAUCUCGUCGUGGAUCUAUUGUUUCGGUUCCUGGUGGUGAUGCACCGACAGAUGGUGAGUUCAUCCAGGCUGCUGCUUUGGUGAGUCAACCUGCUCUUUAUUCCAAAGAGCUUAUGAAUCAGCAUCCAGUUGGACCAGCAAUGAUUCACCCAUCUGCAGCUGCUGCAAAAGGGCCAAUUUGGAGUGAUCUUUUUGAACCAGGAGUCAAGCAUGCUUUGGUUGUUGGGGUUGGAAUGCAGAUACUUCAGCAGUUCUCUGGUAUAAACGGGGUUCUCUACUACACUCCUCAAAUUCUCGAGCAGGCAGGUGUUGGAGUGCUUCUUUCAAACAUGGGCAUUAGUUCAGCUUCUGCAUCUCUGCUUAUCAGUGGAGUAACAACCUUGUUGAUGCUUCCUAGUAUAGCUGUUGCCAUGAGGCUCAUGGAUAUCUCUGGCAGAAGGAGUUUGCUGCUCACCACAAUCCCGGUCUUGAUAGCAUCUCUCGUCAUCCUAGUCCUUGGAAGUCUUGUGAAUAUGGGCAGUAUUGUGAAUGCAUCAGUUUCGACUGUUAGUGUUGUGCUCUACUUCUGUUUCUUUGUUAUGGGGUUUGGGCCAGUCCCCAACAUACUCUGCGCAGAAAUCUUCCCCACCCGAGUUCGAGGCCUCUGCAUUGCCAUAUGUGCCCUCACGUUUUGGAUUGGUGACAUCAUUGUCACCUACUCACUUCCUGUGAUGCUCAAAUCUGUUGGUCUUGGUGGCGUUUUUGGCAUGUACGGGGUUGUGUGCGUCAUAGCUUGGGUUUUUGUUUUCUUGAAAGUUCCGGAGACCAAAGGCAUGCCCCUUGAAGUGAUUAUCGAGUUCUUCUCCGUUGGUGCAAAGCAGGCUGCGGCUGCCAAGAACAAUUGA
Messenger RNA from Prunus armeniaca (apricot), 2211 nucleotides. The record is from the annotation of a GenBank genome assembly. NCBI's taxonomy places the organism in Eukaryota, Viridiplantae, Streptophyta, Magnoliopsida, Rosales, Rosaceae.